Messenger RNA from Exophiala spinifera, 1824 nucleotides. RefSeq lists its product as uncharacterized. The transcript has a single exon. Bases 1 to 1824 code for a protein of 607 amino acids. The record is from RefSeq and is a predicted model, not a curated record. NCBI's taxonomy places the organism in Eukaryota, Fungi, Ascomycota, Eurotiomycetes, Chaetothyriales, Herpotrichiellaceae.
AUGGCUUUGAGUGCUACGGCACCCUUACCGUCGUCACCCCUCUCUUCGCCCCCGCCAACCCAGUCUUUCAGCAAAACAAUCUCUACUACAGCCACUGGACCAACGUAUCGAACAGCAGUAGAAUUACCAUUUGAACUUUCUCAGCAUGUUCAAACAUACUAUGAGGAGCAGCUCUUCACCCAAGCAUACAACUUUCUCAUCUCUAUCGUCAGCAAUAGCGUAUCUCAUGUUGACCCUUUAAAACCCAUCACGAUCCCGUCUCCGCCACACCUCGCACUCGCCGCGACCAUCGCUGUCCAUCCGGUAUUCACUACACGUACGUACUCGCGCGAGAAAUGGGACCAGGCCAUUUCUGCACUCCGUCUCCUCCGCCUUGUAAUACCACUUGUUGGGCCUAUCAAUGCAGACUCGGCAGCGGCAUUCGGUUUCCACAGAUAUGAUAGUCGCCUUUCUCGACACACCAGCACUACAGGCCACGAUGACGACGAGGAUGACUAUCACUCGGACAAUCAUUCUGUCACGUCCACGGGUCUCAACAUACGUUACGCUUCCUCACAGUCUCUCUUUACUUGCUGUGAAGAUUUCUGGCAUCUUGUCGGCUGGGCCUUCAAUUGCGCCAGCCUGGCGGCCUCAUCGGCAGUUCAUGCUUCCCGGUGGACCUAUUACAGCUCUCUACUGACAUUCCUUGUCGAUUUACUCGAAAGAGACUGGAGUCUUCGAACCAAGGGCCCUUCGCCGACCGCCGAAGAGAGCAUGGUGUUGAACUACAUAGAGCUCGCCUCGGGCGGUUACACCAGAGCCCGCCGCAUCCUGCGUGCUAUUUUCGCCGACGGAGGCACUCGGUCGACAUCUGAGUUCCGUCCUAUCUUUUCUCAUGAGCUCAAAGAGCCUCCCAAGCAAGAAACUAAACCGAUAGCUAAGCGUGAAGACCUGGAUAUCGAUGCAGAUAUUUACGGAGACUAUCUCAUGCGCGACGAGAGCGAUCUUUCCGACGAUGAUAAUGCGAGCACCGCUACGGGAACGACGGCGAGUGGGCGGCCCGCCAAACGUCUGCGAAGGGCGGGAAGUCGUACUAGGACGCCGAGUGCAAAGGUCACGCCGAAAACUAGUGCGGGUAGCCUGAGAAGUGACUAUCAUGACGGUCCCGAUGACAAAUGUUUCGCAUUCCUGGGCGAUACAGAGGCAGUCAAUCUACGCAAGAGAUUGUUACGGUUAUUGAUAUGUGUAUCGGAGCAUCCCACCAUGACAGAGACGAGUCCAACGACAUUUCCAGAUAUGGAGGAGCUUCUGACGUUAUUCGUCGAGUUUAUCAAGCCUUUGCCCCUGUCAGCAUUUUCUGAAAUCAUUCUUAGUGCCCCAUCACCGGAGGGACCCAUGCCGCCGAAUUUCCACGAGGUACGCCGAAUACAAAGUCAGGUUUUCGAGCCGCAGACAGCAGCACUGCUAUGUGAAUCUCUGCUACAGCGGACCCUGGAGAACUCUGCACCCUCGAUCCGAAGUGACGUGCUUUUGUCACAGAAGAAGUUGACCGAGGAGUAUCUCCCUUUCGCAGCAGGAAAGAACAGCAUUGACGCAAAUGCACGGGUAUCUGUCUUGUUAGAGGCAUUGACUAGAAGCCUUGCCCAGCUGGGGGAACUAAAGCGUGAAGAAGGGUUGACGGCUGCGGUGUACAGGGGCAUCGAGAAGAGGAUGAGUAAGGUCGUUGACGCUGUCGAGGGAAAGAAACAAAAGAAAGGAGAGAAAAGGAGUGACGAGGCAUGGUCCCUGCUGGUGGAGAGUGGCGAGAGGAUGAGAAGAAUUGUCGACGGCCUUCAAGGCGGGUGA